Molecule: messenger RNA, 2637 nt
Organism: Recurvomyces mirabilis
Lineage: Eukaryota; Fungi; Ascomycota; Dothideomycetes; Mycosphaerellales; Teratosphaeriaceae
Exons: 2
Coding region: 1-2637 (878 amino acids)
Molecular function (GO): ATP binding; ATP hydrolysis activity
Source: RefSeq, a predicted model, not a curated record
AUGCUACGCAAAGCACAGCCAGCCAACUCGAUGCAGAAGACAUACGAUGAAUGUUAUCUAAUCUGCUCCACCGCCAUAUAUUUCGAGGGCCAGAACAACGAAGCCGAGGCGCUGCGAUCAUGGCGCAAUGCUCUGGACCAGAUCUACUAUCACAAUGCAUACAGGAUUCCCUCGGGCUUUAUCCCAAGGACGGAGACGGAGAAAGCACUACAGGACUCUUUGCGAGCGAUGGAACUGCAGUGUAAAGAGCGAGUGGACCUCUUAGACACUUUACGCCAGAGCAGACUGGAGGCUGAGCAGGAAGCAAAGGGUAAUGGGGAUGCUCCUUCCAAAAGCAAAGAGUUGCUAUUGUCAGUGAAGGCGUCACCGAAGCCUCGUCAGACAGCCUCAUCAAGCGCUGCGGGGUCUGGUCCUUCAUGGCUCGGCGAUGACACAGUCCCGCAGGCGAGCUAUGCUGAUAUCCCGCGACCAACACCACCACCACCACCAGAGCGACGUCCUGUGCGGCCCACACGACCCUCGUAUGUGAGCAAUAGAAGUUCGGACAACGAGACACCGCGGACUAUGAGUCUGCAGUCGAUCAACUCUCCAGGCCUGACACCGCCUUCAGCUCAGCAAGCACGUGGUAGGACACCGAGCCCGGAGAAGAAGGCGGGCGGAAUGCUCAAGACACUGCGCUCGAACCCGAAAGAGCGGGCCUCCUCAUCCUCUCGUAUGAACGCCACACUACGGACGCGACCACCGCCGGCUGCUGCAAAGGCCGCGACACAAUCAUGGGGUCAGCCACAGAAACCGAGUGGUGGCAGCACAGGAAGUGGCAUGCUCCCGCCACCAUCACCUUCCGCAACUACUUGGGAUCCAUAUACAAGAUCACUGGUCGAGCGACCAGCCAAGCAGGACCCUGUGACCGAUCGUCGCGCGUCUGACAACUCUUUCAUUCGACCACCAAGCCCAUUGGACUAUCUUAGGCCUCAGCACAGCAAUCCCUCGCUUGAGAAUAUUGGAAGGACUGGAAGCUAUCCGGCACCGUAUCCUGAAUAUCCUGCCAUGUACCCAAACUCGCGACCAAACUUCAACCAUAGCGAUGAGUCUCUGGAAACGGUCAAGCCAUCGCAACCCCCUCCUCCGCCACCUCAUCGUGCGCAGCCGCCCCUGCCGCCGCCGACAACAGAACAAUUCAAGUCUGCGGCCCCAUCUUCGCUACAGCAGCUCGGUCAGACAUCAUUAUCAUAUAUGAAGGAGUACCCGAAUCAUCCACCACUGAAGCCACAGCGACCAGCAGCUGUUCCGACUCGCCCUAGUGAUCGUGCAGACCGUACUUCUGAUUCAGACAAUACUGCCCGACUUGCUUCGCCAAGGACUGUACAAUCGCAGUCGAAACCUAUUAUACCACGCAAGGCCGUCACGCGAGCAGUCGGUGUGGCGAGCGCGACCGCCCAACGACAGAAACUGGACACUACGCAAUCACGACUCGAGGAUCGCACAGCAACCGAUACACAACCAAGUAGAAGCUAUCAAAGCAGUAGCCCCGAACCACUAGGUAAGCGCCCUUCGAAGCGGAAAGGCGCAGCUAAACCGACUUCCUCACGGCACCUCACUCCACCCAGCAGCGCCGAUGACGAUCAGUCACCGGACUCGGAUCAUCCUUCCACGCCUACUGAACAACAAGUAUGGGACAAGAAAGUGAAGCAGAUCAUGAAGGACCUACCGAAAGGCGUGGACGAAGCAGCCGCAAAACAGAUAUUCAACGACAUUGUAAUUCAGGGCGACGAAGUCCACUGGGCAGACGUUGCUGGACUGGAGAUAGCCAAGUCUGCUCUGAAAGAGACAGUAGUUUACCCGUUCCUCCGCCCGGAUUUGUUCCUGGGUCUGCGGGAACCAGCUCGCGGCAUGCUUCUCUUUGGUCCACCAGGUACUGGAAAGACUAUGCUUGCUCGCGCUGUGGCGACUGAGUCGAAGAGUGUGUUCUUUGCCAUUUCGGCUAGUAGCCUGACGUCCAAGUACUUGGGCGAGAGCGAGAAGCUCGUACGUGCUUUGUUCUCACUUGCCAAGAGACUGGCACCUAGUAUCAUCUUCGUGGACGAGAUCGACUCUCUGCUCGGUGCACGUGGUGGUGGAAGCGAACACGAAGCUACGAGACGCAUCAAGACCGAGUUCUUGAUUCAGUGGAGCGAUCUGCAGAAAGCUGCAGCUGGGAGAGAAGAUAAAAGUGGUGACGCGACACGAGUACUAGUUUUGGCAGCGACGAACCUACCUUGGGCGAUCGAUGAGGCAGCUCGAAGACGUUUCGUAAGAAGACAGUAUAUCCCUCUCCCCGAAGACUGGGUGCGAGAACAGCAACUUCGAAAUCUGCUUGCAGCGCAAAAGCACAGUCUACGCGACAGCGACCUCAACGUCUUAGUCCAGCUCACGGAUGGUUAUAGCGGCUCUGAUAUCACGGCCUUGGCCAAGGAUGCUGCGAUGGGCCCGCUGAGGAGUCUGGGAGAACGACUGCUGCAUAUGAGUCCGGAGGAUAUCAGGCCGAUUGGUAUGGGUGACUUUGAGGCGAGUCUGGUCAAUAUUAGACCUAGUGUCAAUUCGGCGGGGUUGAAGCAGUUUGAGGAUUGGGCUACUGAGUUUGGGGAGAGAGGUGGUUGA